AUGUAUUCUUUGUAUUCCCUAUCAAAAUGCCUUGUUUCUUUACAUAUAUUGACUAUACUCCUCCUCAUACACAGAGCUUCAUCCUUGAAUCUUACUAAUGAGUAUAUUCACCACAACUGCCGCGUUAGUCAAGGAAAAUAUCAGCCGGGAAGUAAGUACGAGAAAGAUCUCAACUCUCUCAUCCGUAGAGUUUCUGCCGAUAGGUUUAUAGAUGGCUUCAAACACUCAUCUAAUGGUGAGGAUACCAAUUCCAUCACCAUCAUAUUUCAAUGUCGCGGUGACUCUUACAAGUCCAAGUGCGCCUCAUGUUAUGCCACCGCCGUCGCCGGGUUUCGUAGAAGAUGUCCGCGAAACAAAGGAGGUACAAUAUGGUACGACCAAUGUUUUCUUGAUGUGAGUAUGAUUAAUGAACAUGCCCCAAGACUGAUGAACUACGAGAAUAUUUAUACUAUGCACAGCCCAAACAACAUGAAAGGGGAUACAAACUCGUUCAACAAAAAGACCACUGAUUUCCUCCAUAACUUGAUUGUAAAAGCUGAUACAACCGACGUAGAUGGCAUCAACUUUCUAUACUACGCAGCAGGGGAACUGAGACUUGGGAAGAAAACAUUGUAUGGAAUGGUUCAGUGUGCGAAAGAUAUAAGAAGUUGUAAAGGUUGUUUGGAAUGGAGUAUUAGGCAGCUUUCUAAGUGUUGCGAUGGUAAACAAGGAGGGAGAGUUUUGACUACGAGUUGUAAUCUUAGGUAUGAGCUAUACCCUUUUCUUAGGACUUGA
Messenger RNA from Capsella rubella, 774 nucleotides. Its product is annotated as putative cysteine-rich repeat secretory protein 33. The coding region runs from base 1 to 774 and encodes 257 amino acids. The record is from RefSeq and is a predicted model, not a curated record. Lineage: Eukaryota; Viridiplantae; Streptophyta; Magnoliopsida; Brassicales; Brassicaceae. The transcript has 2 exons.